AUUAAACUGUACAUUAAUAACUCUACACUAGAGUGGAAGAAAUUGAAUAAAGAAUAAAAUGCUGUUUUGUCUUGUGCAUAUGAACUCUUUUUUAUUUCAUGACUAUUACAUAGUGAAAUUAUAUCUGAAACAUACUUUCUGUAUUAAUUAUAUUGGUUAAUGACCUAUUGUGUGGAGGCAAAAGUAGCUUAAAAAAAGAUUUUGAAAAUGUCAUGUCUGCUGUUUGCGGUUAAUUUAGUACGAAAUUUGGAAAUUAUGACUUUUGUAUAUUGAUUAAUAUCUUAAUAACAUGAUGUAUGAAGGGCAAUAAUUCAGUUAGAUUUGUUUUCAGAAUGGAAAUAUUGUCCAAAUACUCUCUAGUCACUUUCGAAAUAUUGAACGAAAUGUAUGUAGCAAUUGGAACAGGUGUUUUGGGAAUCUUGUAUCUCCUUAAAAAAGGAUUUCAUAGAUAUGAUACUAUCCGUACUUUAACAAUUGUUUCAAUUACCACUGUUAGUGUAGCAUAUGUUAAUAAAAGAAACCGAAAACAACUACAAGCGAAUAAGACUAAAGUUGUUUGUAUAACAGGAUGCGAUUCAGGACUUGGGUUUUCUUUAGCACAACAUACUGUUGAUAUGGGUUUUACAGUGAUUGCUGGAUUUUUAAGUUUAGAAUCCAAAGGCUGUAAAGAUAUUCGUCAGAAGUAUGGAAAAAAUAUAAUUCAAAUACAACUUGAUAUAACAGAUACUAAUAGUGUUAGAGCUGCUGUUCAAACCAUUGAACAUUUUUUAACGAGAAAUUCUGGAUAUUCUCUACAUGCUAUUAUCAAUAAUGCAGGAAUAAUGGUAUUUGGAGAAUUUGAAUGGUUAACUGAGAAUCUCAUACAUCAACAGGUUGAAUUAAAUCUGAUGGGCACUCUAAGAUUCACCAAUGCUUUUUGCCCUCUUCUUAGACUUCAUCAAGGCAGAGUAAUAACUGUUACUAGUCACUGUGCACAAGCUGCCCUUCCUGGAAUAGCUGUGUAUGGUGCAACAAAAGCAGCAUUAUCAGCAUUUAAUGAUGGUUUUAGAACAGAAAUGAGUAAAUAUGGAGUGAAGGUUAUUCAAUUCAUACCUGGCUCUUUCACUUUACAAAGUAAUAUAAUGGCCAAGCAGCUUCAGUAUGUGCAAGAAAUGCACGAUAAUUUUACUCCAGAACAACAUGCAUUUUAUAGCGACUAUUUUAAAGCCUACAAUAUCUAUUUGUCAUUCCUUACACCACCACCAAGUCCAAUAAAAAUUGAUGAUCCCAAGUUAUACGUAGAAUAUGAAAAGACUCUACUAGAUGAACACCCAUGUAUUGUAUACAAAAAUGAGAAUUGGAGAUAUUGGUUUUAUCAUAAUCUAUUCAAAUUCAGUCCUUGGUUCCUGCGAGAUUAUUUUGUUUUAAAAUUUAUGUCUAUGCCCAAUUAUGUACCUAGCGAUACUAAUAUAAGUAGCGAUAGUUAUGAUGGGAGUGACGAUCUUGUAUUGUGAAGUGAAUAAAUGCAAAAUAUUUCAAAUAUAUUUCAUUUUACAUUUAUAA
Molecule: messenger RNA, 1542 nt
Organism: Diorhabda carinulata
Lineage: Eukaryota; Metazoa; Arthropoda; Insecta; Coleoptera; Chrysomelidae
Gene: sro
Product: D-beta-hydroxybutyrate dehydrogenase, mitochondrial
Exons: 4
Coding region: 297-1493 (398 amino acids)
Molecular function (GO): oxidoreductase activity
Source: RefSeq, a predicted model, not a curated record